UCCCGUGGUGCCUCGGCUUCCGGUGCCUGUGGGUCGGCGCGCGCCGCCGCGGCCGGGUUGACUGGGUAGCCAUGGACAGCGGCUUCGGCUCGGACUUCGGCGGCACGGGCGGCGGGAAGCUGGACCCGGGAGCCAUCAUGGAGCAGGUGAAAGUGCAGAUCGCCGUGGCCAACGCGCAGGAGCUGCUGCAGAGGAUGACGGACAAGUGUUUCCGGAAGUGUAUUGGGAAGCCCGGGGGCUCCUUGGAUAACUCGGAGCAGAAAUGCAUCGCCAUGUGCAUGGACCGGUACAUGGACGCCUGGAACACUGUGUCCCGCGCCUACAACUCGCGCCUGCAGCGGGAACGAGCCAACAUGUGACCGGGACCUGUGCCUCGGGACGCCGCGCCUGUGGUCGGACUGUUUUUCCCACCCACCAGCGAGGGCAGCUCGUGCCCAGCGGCCCCGACAUCUGGCGGCAUGGAGGGCUGGGGAGUCGGUGCCUUUCCCCUGGGCUGCUGGGCAUAGCUCCGAGGACCGGUUUGAGCCAGGGGGCCUGCCCUAUCCCACCUGAGCUGUGAACUCCCGAGAGCGGGCCAAUAAAUGGCUGCUGGGACAGAA
Molecule: messenger RNA, 599 nt
Organism: Meriones unguiculatus (Mongolian gerbil)
Lineage: Eukaryota; Metazoa; Chordata; Mammalia; Rodentia; Muridae
Gene: Timm13
Product: translocase of inner mitochondrial membrane 13
Exons: 3
Coding region: 72-359 (95 amino acids)
Source: RefSeq, a predicted model, not a curated record